GGAAGAGAAGCUCACUAUCAGAGAUAUAUCUAUUGCUGCCGAAGCCCAAACCAAACAAGGCGAUACGUUUUAUUUAAUCACUCAACGGUAUCAUAUUCAACCGAAGUUUUCCCGUGCUUAGUCCCAUUUUAUUCCAGAAGCUUAGCCAAUCAGUUGAUGAACUAGGCAUGGCCCACUGCAUAUGAAGUGAGAGGAGAACUCUGAGGUCUUAGUUUCUAAUUCCAACGGAGGCAAAAAAUAAUAGGUGAUUCUUCUCAUCAGUCUAAGCCUUGGUGGGCAGAGAUAUCUGGUGGUACCUGUACAUGUGGGAAGUAGCAACUACCCAAUGGAAUAAUCGAAGUGUGCGCAGAUGGUGGCAAGAAUGGUUGGAAUAUGUGAACCAAAACCAGGCUAAUACUGUAAAUGAUGGAUCUGCUUCUGAGCAUUGGACAGGUGGUUCUAGUGCUUUAAACAGGCCUUCCAGUAUUGAUAAUUCUGACUUGAUAUAUGAAGCAACCUCAGGGGAUUCUAGUGCGGGGAUUGAGCUGCUUGAUACCCUCGUUGAAGGCACCGAUUAUAUAUUACUUCCUCAGGAAGUGUGGAAUCAACUAUAUGAAUGGUACAGAGGAGGUCCUAUAUUGCCAAGGAAGGUGAUCAACUCUGGCCUCUCUCAGACUGAGUUGGCUGUAGAAGUUUAUCCUCUGCGCCUUCAGUUACAUCUGAUGCCAAAAGAUGAACGUUCUACCAUAAGAAUAAGUAAAAAGGAAACAAUUAGACAACUUCAUAAGAAAGCUUGUGAGAUUUUCUCUCUCAGUCCAGAACUAGUAUGCAUUUGGGAUUACUUUAGCCAUCAAAAGCAUGCUUUGAUGAAUGACAUGGAUAAGACGCUCGAUGAUGCAAAUAUACAAAUGGAUCAGGAUAUUUUGGUUGAGGUUGCUAAUGGUAAUUCAGCUGGUGGUGUAAAUUCUUUUCACGAAAAUGGAACAGCAGAUAAUGGAACUGUGGCUCUUGUGAAACCAUCUCAGCCGAACUUCUCAAAUGCCGAAGGGUUGUCUCUGAGCAAAGGUUCAACUAAAAAUGGCACUGCAGAGUUGUCACAGUCACAACAACUUGCUUCUUCAGGAACAGACAAGACCUAUGGGAGCAGUGGUGUUAGUACGAGGGGAUCUGCUUGUGGUCUUACAGGGUUGUUGAACCUUGGGAAUACUUGCUUCAUGAAUAGUGCCAUACAAUGUCUUGUUCAUACUCCAGAAUUUGCUCGGUACUUCCGAGAAGAUUACUAUCAGGAGAUAAAUCGGCAGAAUCCUCUGGGGAUGGUUGGUGAGCUGGCUUUAGCAUUUGGUGAUUUACUACGAAAAUUGUGGGCACCAGGGCGAACUCCAGUUGCCCCUCGCCCUUUUAAGGCAAAGCUUGCUCGCUUUGCCCCACAAUUUAGUGGAUACAACCAGCAUGACUCUCAGGAACUCCUUGCGUUUUUGUUGGAUGGACUUCACGAAGACUUAAAUCGUGUCAAACACAAGCCUUACAUAAAAUCAAAAGAUGCUGAUGGACGACCUGAUGAAGAAGUUGCUGAUGAGUAUUGGGCAAAUCACAUUGCCCGAAAUGAUUCCAUAAUUGUGGAUGUAUGCCAAGGCCAAUACAAGUCAACUUUAGUGUGUCCUGUGUGUAAUAAAGUCUCAGUAACAUUUGACCCAUUCAUGUAUCUCUCCUUGCCGCUUCAAUCUGCCACAACCCGUAGUAUGACAGUAACAAUUUUCACUUGUGACGGAAGUGCACUGCCAGCUGCCUGUACCGUUACAGUACCAAAGCAGGGACGUUGCAGGGACUUGAUUCAGGCACUUGGUAAUUCUUGUUCCUUAAAGCACAAUGAGAAACUUUUGCUUGCUGAGAUACGUGGCCAUUUGAUUCAUCGUUUUCUGGAAGAUCCUCUAAUAUCUCUGUCUUCUAUAAAAGAUGAUGAUCACCUUGCUGCCUACAAGAUUCCAAAAUUAACAAAGAACUCGAAGUUUCUUCAACUGAUCCAUCGUCGGGAAGAACGUGAAAUUGGUAUCUCUCAAAGUAAUGUUGGGUGGAAGCCUUAUGGAACACCUCUUGUUUCACCAAUCUGUUGUGAUGAUGUCAUCACAAGGGGCGAUAUACAGUUGAUAGUUCACAGAAUGCUCUCGCCUAUGCUAAGAACAGAAAAUCCAGGAUUUAACUGUGUUUCUCGCUCUAAGACAGCAGCAGCAGCAGCAGCCAAUGCAUCCCGUCUUGCCGCUUCUAGUGAAGCCUGUAUAGACUCUAGUCUAGCAAAUGAUGAUCCAAGACAGAAGGAUGUGCCUCGCUCAAAAUUGGUGAACUUAGAGAAACUACCUCUGCAGUUGGUUGAUGAGAAUAAUGCAUGCAUUGACCUAACUGUAGGGGAAGAUAAAUCUGUCAAAUUGUCUUCAUCGUCAAUGUCAAUACUUGUAUUUGCUGAUUGGUCUCAGAAGCUUUUGGAAAAUUAUGAUACUCGUUACAUAGAGAAUUUGCCGGAAGUCACAAAGUAUGGACCAGCUACAAAAAAAGCUCGUACUGAACCUCUUUCAUUGUACAGUUGCUUAGAAGCAUUCUUACGUGAAGAGCCAUUGGUCCCUGAAGAUAUGUGGUAUUGUCCUACAUGCAAAGAGCGAAGACAAGCAAGUAAGAAGUUGGACCUUUGGAGGCUUCCUGAAGUGCUUGUUAUCCACCUGAAGAGGUUUUCCUACAGCCGGUCCAUGAAGCACAAGCUGGAAACUUUUGUAAAUUUUCCUAUUCAUGAUUUUGACUUGACAAAAUAUGUGGCCAACAAGAACAACUCUCGACGUCAGCUCUAUGAACUGUAUGCACUAACAAAUCACUAUGGUGGGAUGGGAAGUGGGCACUACACAGCACAUAUCAAGCUUCUUGAUGAAAAUAGAUGGUACAACUUUGAUGAUAGCCACAUAUCACCGAUUAAUGAAGAAGAUGUGAAGUCUGCUGCUGCUUAUGUGCUUUUCUAUCGGAGGGUAAAAACAGAUCAUCAUCAUUCUGCAAGUAAUGGAACAGUGUCUUCAGCAGGUCAACACAGCAUUUCUUCGCAGAAGUAGUCUCUUACCAAUGUAAUCAGCUCUCUUGUACAAAUCAAUGUAUUAAUUUAGAAAUACUAGGAAGGAGUGCAAGUUUAGGCAGUUUAGGGUCUCAGUCGUUUCCCAAUGGCUUCACAAAGUAAAAUAUGUGUGCAAGUGAUGAUCAGCCAAGAAUACUCUUGUACCACUCCUAAGAGGGAAGGAAGAACAAACAUUAAAGUAACAAAGUGAGGCAGAAAAAUGAAGGGAGAGCUGAAAUCAGUUCUACCAAUUGUUCUUCCCUAACCUUUACCCUUUUCCCCUUUUGUUUAGUUCUGGGUUAUUCUCAAGUAUGGUCACUUUUAUUGCAUCAAAAUAAUUAAAUUAUAGUGAUAGUCACUCAA
Molecule: messenger RNA, 3427 nt
Organism: Solanum dulcamara
Lineage: Eukaryota; Viridiplantae; Streptophyta; Magnoliopsida; Solanales; Solanaceae
Product: ubiquitin carboxyl-terminal hydrolase 5
Exons: 14
Coding region: 303-3065 (920 amino acids)
Biological process (GO): protein deubiquitination
Molecular function (GO): cysteine-type deubiquitinase activity
Source: RefSeq, a predicted model, not a curated record